AUGGGGGGUGAUGAGACUGUGGAUGACUUUCAUGGUAGAAUUCUCAAAAUCACUGGCCAGUGUCGUAGUCUGGGGGCACCCUUUGAUGAAGAUAAGAUAGUCAAGAAGAUGCUUAGGGCCUUGCAUGAAAAAUUUCAUUCCAAAGUCACUAGUAUAGAGGACUCAUUUGACAUUGAUGACUAUCCGAUAGAUGAGCUUAUCGGGAAUCUCAAAACCUAUGAGAUGAGGUUGAAACCUGAGAAGAAAAAUAAGGGUGUAGCUUUCAAGGCUAUGAAAGGGGUAGAAGAGGAAGAAGAAACACUAGAUCUUGCUCUAUUAACAAAGGAAUUUAAUAAUUUUCUCAAAAGCAAGAACUCCUCUAGGAAUCCUAAUGCUCCUAGGAAAAACCUUCACAGUGGUAGUAGUGACUACAGCGGUAAGAGUGGGAAAGGAAGUUUCAAAGGAACUCAUUAUGGGAAAACUAAGAAGCAUGGAAACAGCAACAACAAAUCUCUUCUCUCAACAUGGAGUGAUGAUGAAACCCAGGAAGUGGAGAAUGUAGCUUUUGUAUCAUCUCUCUUGGCUGAAUCAGAGAGUGAUGAGGCUUUCUCAGAUGAUGAAACUACUAUCCGUUGCAAGCAACUCUACAAGGCAUCAAAAGCUACAUUGAUCAAGAACAUGGAAUUGGAUAGAGAAGUUGAGACAUUGAAUGCUGAAAAAGAAGAGAUGAAACACAUGUUGAAAGAAUCUCAGACAGCUUGGGAACAAGAAGGGAACAUGUUUACUGAUGAGUUAACUAGUGUGCAAAAUGACAAAGAACUGCUAGCAUGGAAGACUGAACGUCUUGAGCUCAACAAUAAAAUCAAAGUGUUGGACCUUGAGGAUGAGCUAAAGACCACUCAAGAAAAAUUUACAAAGUUUGAUAUCAGCUCAGGAGCUGUAUCAAGGCUGUUUGGAUCAGGAAAAGCUCCUCAUGACACCUUCGGACUCGGCUAUUCAGGUGAGAAAUCAACACAUAUUGAAGCCACAUGCCUGGUAGCUCUUACAGCCUUAGCCGACAAACGUAGAGACUUUUGGUAUGUUGAUAGUGGCUGUUCUCGGCAUAUGACCGGAGACAAAGUAUGGUUUUCUUCCUUUGAGGAUGAAUGCACAACAGGAUCUGUCACCUUUGGUGAUGGAAGCAAGGCAAGCAUACUGGCUCGAGGCACUGUCAAUACACCUGACAUCCCAAAUCUCAAGAAUGUACUAUAUGUUGAAGGACUGACAUCUAAUUUGAUUAGUGUCAGCCACUUGGCUAAUGACUAUGAAGAUGUGUGGUUCAAUAAACAACGAUGUCUAGUUCUUAAUCACAAAGGUGAAGGCAUUAUGGGAGUGAGAUCAACAAAAAAGACAUUUGAACUAUGGCACAGGAGACUGGGGCAUGUGAAUUAUCAAGAUAUGCUAAAAUUAUCCUCCAAGCAAUGUGUCAGAGGCAUGCCAGCUCUAAAUGGCAAGACUGAUAAACUAUGUGGAGGCUGCAGAAUUGGGAAGCAAACCAAAGCACCUCACAAGGUGGUGAACUCUGCUACAACCACAAAAGCUCUGGAGUUGCUGCUUAUGGAUCUCAUGGGAUCAGUUCAAUCUGAAAGUAUUGGAGGUAAAAGCUAUAUGUUGGUAGUGGUAGAUGAUUUUUCUAGAUUUACUUGGGUAAAUUUUUUGAAAGACAAAGCUGAAACUUUUGAGUCCUUUAAAAGCUUAAGUCAGAAAAUGUUGAUAGAAAAACAGUCAUCUAAUUUGUGCAUGGUCAGAGUCAGAUAUGACAAUGGAAUUGAGUUUAAAAAUGCUGCUUUCACUAACUAUUUCAAUGAGCUUGGUGUUUCCCAAGAGUUUUAA
This is a messenger RNA of Rosa rugosa (rugosa rose), 1851 nucleotides long. RefSeq lists its product as uncharacterized. The transcript is spliced from 4 exons. The record is from RefSeq and is a predicted model, not a curated record. Lineage: Eukaryota; Viridiplantae; Streptophyta; Magnoliopsida; Rosales; Rosaceae. Gene Ontology annotation, biological process: DNA integration. Gene Ontology annotation, molecular function: nucleic acid binding. Bases 1 to 1851 code for a protein of 616 amino acids.